Molecule: messenger RNA, 675 nt
Organism: Phytophthora sojae
Lineage: Eukaryota; Oomycota; Peronosporomycetes; Peronosporales; Peronosporaceae
Exons: 1
Coding region: 1-675 (224 amino acids)
Source: RefSeq, a predicted model, not a curated record
AUGACGACCCCCUCGCCUUCAAACCCGGACGCGCAGCAGCGCCUGGCCAAGCUCUCCUUGUGCGCGAUCGCGGACGCCAUGGCGAAGCUCAAGAUCCAGGGCCACCUCGUGGACGUGAGCCUCGUGCGCGGCUUCGACGCCCCUCUAACAACGGAGAUCUGCGGAUCGGCCUUCACAGUGCAAGUGGUGCCUGCCACGGGCCCCGCCGUCAAGAAGCUGCCGUCCCACUACGUGGACAAGACCGAGCGGGGCCAGGUCAUCGUUAUUAGCGCGCCCAGCGGUAGCACGUCGGGUGUCUUCGGCGGCCUGUUGGCGACGGCCUCCAAGGCCCGCGGCGCGGCUGGCGUCGUGACGGACGGACGCGUACGCGACGUGCAGGAGCUAUGUUCGAUGGGCUUUCCAGCCUUCUCGAAGGGCACGUCGGUGCACGGGCAGCAGGGCGCCACGACGGUCGUGGACGUCAACUGCCCCGUCGUGGUGGGAGAGUGCGUCGUGCGGAGCGGCGACAUCGUCCGCGGCGACAUCAACGGGGUCAUUGUCGUGCCUGUCGAGCGCGCGGCGGAGGUCGCUGCCAAGGCGGAAGUCAUCGAAGAGCAGGACAACAAGGUCGCGGCCGCCGUCAAGAGCGGCGAAGGGCUGCAGGACUCGUUCAAGCGCUUCCGCUCGCGUCUGUAA